UAACCAGUUAAUAUAAUCAAUCUUACUAUAUAUGAAAUAUUACAUAUUUAAACAAACUUAGUUUAUAUACAUUAUUACCUUUUUCCUCUUAUAAAACCAACGAAUUUCAACAAAGCACAUUCUUGUUAAAUAUGAUAAUACAUACAUAAUAUACAAACAUUUAUAAGAAACAAUAUCUGACAUAUCCAUUUGUUAUUAUGUGGGUGAACAAAAAAUACUAAUAAAAACACCUGUCAUGCACCAAAAACGUCACAUUACACAAAAAAUCCUCCUAUUUCAUUUGACCCAUUUAUAAUUUAUAAAAUAAACCAUUAUUGUCUCCUCUCCAAAUCAGUCCAUAGCUCUAUAUAAUCUCCUCUCCUCAACAUUAUUUUCCAUCAAAAAUACUUUUCUCACAUAAACAUUUAUAUCAAACACACAAAAUUAUCAUACAAUAUGGUGAAACAAGAACGUAAGAUCCAAGUUACCACUUCGUCAUCGUCAGUGCCUCAAUCUUCUUCUUCUUCUACUUCUUCCUCGUUGGCAUUGCAUCAUCAAUCUUGCAAGGACAAGAUAAGGAAAUACAAAGGAGUGAGAAUGAGAAGCUGGGGAUCAUGGGUUUCUGAGAUUAGGGCACCAAAUCAAAAGACAAGAAUCUGGUUAGGUUCUUACUCAACCGCAGAAGCAGCUGCUAGGGCUUAUGAUGCUGCUCUCUUGUGUCUUAAAGGUCCUAAAGCCAAUCUCAACUUCCCACACAUCAAUACUACUUCUCAGUUUCUUAUUGACAUCGAUGAAAAGACCCCUUUGUCCCCCAAAUCCAUCCAAAAGGUCGCCGCUCAAGCAGCUAACUCCAUCUCAUCUGACGUUUUUACCCCUUCCUCCUUCUCCAAUGAUGCUGAUGAUCAUCAUGACGAUGGUAUUCAAAACCAUCCGUCUCCUUCUUCUUCAGCAGCUUCUUCUCCACCAGAUGAUUAUCAUAAUGAUGAUGAUUUAGUAUCGUUAAUGGCAUCAUUCGGGGAUGAACAUGUGUCUUUGAUGGAUCCAUCAUGGUAUGAUCAUAAUGAUAUGUUCUUCAUCAACGGAGCUUUUGAUUACUCUCCACAAUUGAUCAGCUCGAAGACAACGAUGGAUGACUUCUACGACGGUGCUGAUAUUCAGCUUUGGAGUUUCAGUUGAUCCCACGGUCCAUAUUAUUUCUACAAAAACUUUCAUUUCACAUUAUUUCAUUCAAUUUAUUCUUUUAAAUCUAUCAAUUAUCAUUCGUCUUUGUUGUUUCUUCAAGUUGUUUGUUGCUCGAAACGAGUUAACGACAGAUGUAAUUUUAUAUGUUAAAUAUACACACACUAAUUUAAGAUCA
Brassica napus (rape) is the source of this 1336-nucleotide messenger RNA. RefSeq names its product ethylene-responsive transcription factor ERF013-like. The transcript has a single exon. The record is from RefSeq and is a predicted model, not a curated record. Bases 436 to 1155 code for a protein of 239 amino acids. NCBI's taxonomy places the organism in Eukaryota, Viridiplantae, Streptophyta, Magnoliopsida, Brassicales, Brassicaceae. Gene Ontology annotation, biological process: regulation of DNA-templated transcription. Gene Ontology annotation, molecular function: DNA binding; DNA-binding transcription factor activity.